This is a messenger RNA of Diatraea saccharalis (sugarcane borer), 2109 nucleotides long. Lineage: Eukaryota; Metazoa; Arthropoda; Insecta; Lepidoptera; Crambidae. The record is from the annotation of a GenBank genome assembly.
AUGAGCACACAUUGCCCGCUCGCAGGCGCUCACCCGGCCUCCCCCAACGGGGUCUCACCGGGUGGGCUGACCGCGCCGAGGGCAAGCCUCCAUCCACGUGCCUGCAAUAGGCUCCCCAAUCACCGAGGGGCCGUCGCCCCGGAGAGGACAGCCCGGGAAAGAGCAACCGCUCGGCCCGAAAACCGCCGCAAGGCGAAGAAAACCGAGUUGGAGCCCAUCAUUACUUCGACACUCAUCGGCGUCAUAACACGUGUCGUAGCUCUUGCUCCGCGCUCAGUUUUCCAACUUUGUCUAUACAAGAUAGCCAGAAUGUAUUUUUGUAUCAGUCAACUAUAUGAUUGGUUGCAUCAUAAAUCUGUGCCGACGGUUGACACUGGAAGCAUUGCAGAGCAACCGCCGAUAACACCGCCGUCGGCACCGCCCAAGAUUCCAAUAGAAGAAUUUGUGCAUCAUCUUCAGAAAUACAUACUUACUAAAGCUACGAUGUUGUCUCGUGGUUAUCCAGUAGAAAUAGACAGCAAUUUAACAAAAGCAAUUAUGUAUGUAAACCCGCCUACCCGUAAUAAACUUUGGAAGCCGACUUAUUGGGAUGUGAACGCCAGUGAAUUCGUGCCCCGCUCACAAAAUGACCAACGGCCGCUGACUUCCUUGAAUGCAGACGCUCCUACCUUUGUACCGGGCUCGCAAUGGGACGUUAACAUUCCCGAAGUUGUACCCGGCCCUCAAACUGACAGUGGACGAAAUUCUUGGAGUUCUACACCUAGCUCCGAUAGUGAUGAAGAAAUGAACACAGUGGAACAUAUUUGUGUACGCUGUGAUAGAAAAUUCAAAAUGACUCAUGAUGGGGACUAUUUACGGAAAGAGUCGUGCCUCUAUCACUGGGGUCGUCUUGCUGGAAACAAAUUUGAAUGUUGUUCUAAAUAUGUGGGGGCUAAUGGCUGUACUACGUCUCGUUCUCAUGUAUGGAGUGGCACAAAACCCGGGAUGAACGGACCUCUCGAUGGAUAUGUGCGUGCGCGACAUCGCCGUGGUGGAGCUUAUACACUAGACACAGAAAUGUGUUACACGACCGCUGGCUUCGAAUUGGCCUCGAUAGUUUUCAUAGCGAUCGAUGGUCACAUUGUUUACAAAGAGUAUGUGAAACCCACCUCGCCAGUUGUUGAUUAUAAUACUCGUUUCUCCGGUAUUCAACCCCACCAUCUACAAACAGCUACGAAGACACUGAAAGACGUGCAAAACGAGAUACUUGAAUUUGUGGGCACGGACACAAUUUUGAUUGGUCACGCAUUAGAGAACGAUCUCAAGGCGUUAAAGUUGCUUCACAACGCUGUGGUGGAUACGAGCGAUUUGUAUCCGCACCCAAGAGGAUUUCCUUUGCGUCGAUCUCUACGUACUUUAUCGAUCGAAAUACUCGGACGUCCAGUCAAGGAUAGAAAAAGUGGUGGUCAUUCACCUGUGGAGGAUGCCCGUACAGCUUUAGACUUAGUGUUUGUGUUGGUAGAUCGAGAUCGAGCGACUGCCAAACAAAAGAUGGUUCAUCGAGAUCGAGCAACUGCCAAACACACAAUGAUUCAUAGAAAUCGAACACCUACCUACCGAACAUCAAUGGUGCUUAGAAAUAGAACAACUGCAUAUCGCACAGUAACAAAAGCUUCGAAUAGGCUGCCUGUUGUGAUGCGGUAUAAUCCAUUAUUAUUCUUGACGACUUUGUUAAUGAUUUAAUUUCUUACUGAUAAGAAUGACGUAAAUAUGUUAAACUUUUUUGGUGACGUCACGUUGCCCCAGAUCGCGAGAAACGAAAUGUCGCUUAGAAUAAGUUGCCUGUGUUGCAGAGAUACAUUCUAUUUUUAUUUUUGAUUACGUAUUCAUAUGAAUUGUAUUUGAUAACAAAUUAUAUUUUAAAUCCUAAAUAUGUAUCCAAUGUACUUUUGUUGAUGACAUAACGUUGCCGAAGUUCGCUUGCAAGGAAAUAUUGUAUGUGCCUUCGAAUUGCAGAGCUUGCAAUAAACGUAAUAUUUUUUAAAAGAAACUGUAUUAUUAUUUACUCUUCCACCCCUUAUAAAGUAAGACAGAUACUUUGUACUAAAACAAAAUCAGAUUGCUUUGUAG